Messenger RNA from Phalaenopsis equestris, 3322 nucleotides. Its product is annotated as bifunctional fucokinase/fucose pyrophosphorylase. The transcript has 7 exons. Lineage: Eukaryota; Viridiplantae; Streptophyta; Magnoliopsida; Asparagales; Orchidaceae. The coding region runs from base 356 to 3094 and encodes 912 amino acids. Gene Ontology annotation, biological process: GDP-L-fucose salvage. The record is from RefSeq and is a predicted model, not a curated record. Gene Ontology annotation, molecular function: fucokinase activity; ATP binding.
AACGGCGGCAAGCCCCGAGCAGGCCGCCCUAUACGAAUGGCAGCUUUUGCGGGCCAGGCGCAUCGGUCGCAUCGCCGACUCCACCGUCACGCUCGUCGUCCCCGAUCCCCACGGCGCCCGCAUAGGCUCCGGGGCCGCCACUCUCCACGCCAUUUCUGUCCUCGCUCGUUAUCUGGUCCGUGUUGGUCUCAUUUCCCCCCAGGUGUUAAAUAACAAGGACAACAUAACAACUUCAACAAAUGAAUUAACCACCUAUGCCAAUGAAGCUCAGGCAAUUGUAAACUUCUUCGCAAAAUGGCAUAUUCUAUUACUUCAUGCUGGGGGCGACUCUAAAAGGCUUCCAUGGGCAAAUCCAAUGGGCAAAGUUUUCUUGCCGCUUCCAUACUUAGCAGCAGAUAAUCCCGAUGGUCCUGUUCCACUGCUUUUUGACCACAUACUGGCGAUUUCUUCUAGAGCAAGGCAAGCUCUUAAAAAUGAAGGGGGAAUUUUGAUAAUGACGGGAGAUGUUCUACCUAUUUUUGAUGCUUCAACCAUAGUUCUCCCAGAUGACGCAUCAUGCAUCAUCACAGUUCCGAUCACCUUAGAUAUAGCAUCCAAUCAUGGGGUUGUUGUUGCAUCCAAAAAUAGAGUUUUGGAUGAGAACUAUUCCCUUUGUAUGGUUGACAAUCUUUUGCAAAAGCCAUCGAUGGAAGAACUAAUAGAAAGUCAGGCUAUUCUACAUGACGGGCGAACGUUGCUUGAUACUGGAAUAAUAGCCGUAAGGGGUAAAGCAUGGGUUGAGCUUGCUAUGUUUGCAUAUUCUUGGUGUCACGUUAUGAUCCAGGAACUAUUGGAGAGCAGAAAUGAGAUGAGUUUGUAUGAAGAUCUAGCUGCCGCUUGGGUACCUGCAAAACAUGAAUGGUUGAAGCGAAGGCCCUUAGGCAAAGAACUGGUAAAUGCAUUAGGCGGACGAAGGAUUUUUAGUUGUUGUGCUUACGGGCUGUCAUUUUUACAUUUUGGUUCUUCAAGUGAAGUCCUGGAUCAUUUAAAUGGUAUUUAUUCGGGACUCGUAUGUCGUAGACACUUGUGCUACGUUCCAGAUACCACUGUCUGUGAUAUUGCUCCAUCUGCAGUUAUUCUUUCUAGCAGAAUUUCACCUGGUGUUUCAAUUCGUGAGCAAUCAUUGGUUUAUGAUUCUUCCCUUUCUGGUAGAAUACAGAUUGGUUCUCAAUCCAUUGUUGUUGGUGUGCAUACCGAAGGAGCUUGCAUUGAAACACAAAAUAAAAUUGGGUUUGUAUUACCUGAUCGGCAUUGCCUUUGGGAGGUUCCUUUAUUAGGAUGCAUGGGAACCGUCAUUGUCUACUGUGGACUCCAAGAUAAUCCAAAAAUGUAUGCUGAAAAUGGCGGGACAUUUUGUGGCAAGCCAUGGAGAAAAGUUUUACUUGAUUUGGGUAUUCAAGAAAUAGAUUUGUGGAGUUCACUUGACGCCAGGGACAAAUGCUUGUGGACAGCUAGGAUUUUCCCGCUUCUGUUACCUUCAAAAAUGCUCAGUUUAGGUAUGUGGCUUAUGGGCUCAGGCAGUUUGGACUGCAAAGAAAUGCUCUCCAUGUGGAAGAGUUCACGGCGUGUGAGCCUGGACGAACUUCAUCACUCCAUAGACUAUCCUCGAAUUUGUGAAUCUGCUCGUAAUCAUCAUGCUGAUCUUGCAUCUGGAAUUGCUAAAGCCUGCAUGGCGAAUGGACUGCUUGGACGGGAUAUUUCUGAACUGUGUGCUGAAAUUUUACAGAGAGAUAAUUCUGGGUCUGAAGUUUGCAAAGAACUUCUUUCACUUUGUCCCACUCCCGAGGCUCAAAAUCCUGGGGUUCUUCCUCGAAGCAGGGCAUACCAGGUGCAGGUUGAUCUUCUAAGGGCUUGUAGAGAUGAGUUAGCGGCUUGUGCGCUGGAGCGAGAAGUAUGGGCUGCUGUUGCUAAUGAGACUGCUUCAGCUGUAGAAGGAAUUCAAGAUAGUAUUUCCAACUCAUCUGUAGGGACGAAUUGCAAGCCAGAUAGCAGCACUUAUGACAGUAUCUCAUUCCAGUCAAGAACAGCAGUCAUUGAGCUGCCAGUUCGGGUUGAUUUUGUUGGUGGUUGGAGCGACACACCACCAUGGAGUUUAGAGCGUCCAGGUUGUGUUUUGAAUAUGGCAAUAAAAUUAGAAGGUUCCCUUCCAAUUGGGGCUGAGAUUGAGACAACAGAACAUCCAGGGAUACUAAUCUUAGAUGAUGCAAAAAAUCAGUUAUAUAUAAGUGAUCCAAGCUCAAUUUCUGGGCCAUUUGACAAAGAUGAUCCCUUUCGGCUUGUUAAGUCUGCUUUUCUUGUCUCUGGUAUUGUUCAUCAUAAGAUAUUGGUUGACUCUGGCAUACGGAUUAGGACGUGGGCAGAUGUGCCCCGUGGAAGUGGGCUAGGAACUUCCAGCAUAUUAGCUGCAGCUAUUGUAAAAGGACUUCUUUCUCUAAUGAGAGAAGAUGAAAGUAAUGAAAAUGUAGCUAGAAUUGUUUUGGUGCUUGAACAAGUUAUGGGCACAGGAGGAGGAUGGCAAGAUCAAAUAGGAGGUCUAUACCCAGGCAUAAAAUGUACAAAUAGUUUUCCAGGACAGCCACUAAGGUUGCAAGUCAUUCCUAUUGUAGCUUCGCCUCAGGUGGUACAGCAGCUGGAACAACGCCUUCUUGUAGUUUUCACCGGCCAAGUUCGACUUGCCAACCAAGUAUUGCAGAAGGUCGUUAGGCGCUACCUUCGCAGAGAUAACAUGCUGAUAUCAAGCAUCGAGCGGCUCGCAGCAUUGGCGAAAAUUGGAAGGGAAGCUUUAAUGAAUGAUGAUAUUGAUGAGAUUGGUAAUAUAAUGCUGGAGGCAUGGAUGCUUCAUCAAGAAUUGGAUCCGUAUUGCAGCAAUGAGUUUGUGGACAAGCUGUUUGCCUUCGCUGACCCCUAUUGCUCCGGCUACAAGCUUGUCGGCGCUGGUGGAGGUGGUUUUGCCCUGCUUUUAGCCAAGGACCAUUGCUGUGCGCAGCAGUUAAGAAGAGCUAUUGAAGACUCUCCAGAUCUAGACGUGAAAAUCUACAAUUGGAGCACUUUUUGAGGUUGGCUUAACUGAUCAUUCUAAUCUGUUAAAACUGCAAUGUGCGGGUGCAAUCACCUCGAAGACCUCCCUCGCCUUUUUUUUCUUUGCUUCGAGUGGAUGGAUGAUGGAAGCUGGAUUUUUACAAAAGUAUUUCUUACUAUGUUGUGGGCUUAAGAGUGGAUAUCAACUAAUUCGGUUGGUAAGUGAUCUUUGCCUGCAUAAUAAUAAAUCGUCAUUUUGCAGACA